Glycine soja is the source of this 1923-nucleotide messenger RNA. RefSeq lists its product as uncharacterized. Gene Ontology annotation, biological process: meristem development; meristem maintenance. The record is from RefSeq and is a predicted model, not a curated record. The coding region runs from base 1 to 1923 and encodes 640 amino acids. NCBI's taxonomy places the organism in Eukaryota, Viridiplantae, Streptophyta, Magnoliopsida, Fabales, Fabaceae. The transcript has 9 exons.
AUGGUUAGAACGAGAGGUUUAGGUCGUGCAUUAGGUAGGGGUAUAGGCAGAGGCCAGGGUGGACAGGAUGAGUAUCAUGCAGAUGAUGUUCCCUGGCGGCGUAGGCCUACCGCAUCUGUCUGUAGGCAAUGGGUACAUGUUUCUGUUGCUGAGGACGUUGCUGAUAUGACUGAGGAUGUUCCUCUGAUGACUACGGACGUACCUACAACUCGAGUAGAGGGCUUAGCUAGUGAUGUUGCUAUAGGAUCAGUUGCUGAUGAUGCUGAGGGAUUCCCAGGUGGGCCGCGGGACCCAUCAAUGCUGACUUUGUUUGCGGAGCAUGUUGCACACAACAUAUGGAGUGGAAAGGAACAUCCUGAAUUGAAGCUGGUCUCCCACGAAAGGAAGGUAGAGAAAUUUGGGAGGUCAGCGUCUGAGAUUGCAGGGUUAGUCGCUACCACAAGAUUAACUCCUUUAAUCGAGUGUUCAGUAGUCACCGGCGAUCCUGGAGUUAUAUCCGCUUUUGUGGAGAGGUGGCAUAGGGAGACUAGCACCUUCCAUCUUCCGUUAGGAGAGGUUACAAUCACACUGGAUGAUGUGGGGUCACUCCUCCAUCUGCCGAUCACAGGCGCCUUCCAGAGCUUCGAGCUUCUACUUAUGGACGAGGCGGUCGUCUUGUUGGUGGAGUUGCUUGAGGUCUUGGGUGAGGAGGCUAAAGCUGAGACUGCACGAGUGCAUGGGGCAUAUGUACGCCUAUCGUGGCUAGGGGAUAUCUAUUUGAGGAGAUGCGAGGCCGGACGGUGGAUUGUAGCAGCUCGUGCUUAUCUCCUCCACUUGGGAGCUGUCGCAUUGGUGCAUAUGUAUGACCAGUUAAAUGAAGCUUCUCAGAGCAGUAGACGGCAAAUUGCUAGGUACCUGACUUUAUUACAGAUAAAUGAGCACUUUCCUAGUGUCCAUGACUGCGUCAUUGACGAUGCGUACAAUGAGACAUCCCCACGUGCCUACCGGUGGCUUACGAUGAAGGCUUAUAUGAAGGGAUUACCAGCAGCGUUGUACCAGACAUGUUUAGAUGCUUUGACGAUCACUGACGUGUGUUGGAUGCCCUAUGGUGACCACCAAGGAGUUAGGGGGUUUGACCUCAUUUCUUGCUUCCAGGGCCAGCUUAGAUGGGGUCCUAUUAUGGUCACAGUUCGACCAGAAAGGGUGGUAUCUAUAGAUUACAUGGAGUGGUUCUUCCAGAUAUCUCAUCCGUUCGUCACACUUACCCAGGAAGGUGAUGAGCACAGACAUCCACCUGCCCCACAGCAUGAGGAAUACGUCGAGCCAGGUAUCCCGGAGGUUCUAGUGGGAGCAGAAGGUGGACUGUCACAUGCAUCUGAUCCCCCUAGACAUGUAGUGGAUGGUUGUGAAGGUUGUGAAGCGAUCGCAGAAAGGUUGGAGCGUGUGCUCAACCUAAGGAUGGUCACUGAAGGCACAGAGUUACACGAGAUCAUGGAAGAUUGCCUCAGGAUCUCUAUGGGUGACACCUCAAAUGGAAAUGUUAGGGCGCGACGAAGACGGCGCACAGAUCAUUCAGAGAUCAUUUUCGGUUUUGCGUCGUGGAGGAGUUGUAUUUCGGAAGUUGAACAGAGGUGUUUGCAUGUCAGUGAAUGGGCGUAUGCAUUUGACGACCUAAUCAGUUUAUACUUGUCUAGAAAGCUGAGUGCUGCAGCUGUCUCCAUAGAGUUCUUCUUCCUUCCGCCACCGCCAUCGCGACCUCCCCUUUCCCCUUCCGCCACUCCCCCUCCCCCUCCCUCUCCCCCUUCUUCCUCCCUCCCCCGCCUCGCCCAACGUCCACUCAAGGGGCAAAAUCAUCUUAGGCCACGGUCAGAACUCGAGACAAAGUUGACGGCAGAAAUCAACCAAGGAAAUGGCUCCGAAGAAGCUUUCCUCGAAGAGAUCUAG